AUGGCUGACAGCCCGGUAUACACGCUAUAUCAUUUUCCCUUCUCUCUCUAUUCACUUAUGGUCCGCUUGGCUUUGGCUUUCGGAGAGAAGCUCAGCCCGGAAAAUGCUCCCCAAAUUAAGCUGAAGUUGGUCAACUUGCACCAGCAGGAGAAUCUUUCAGAAGAUUUCUUAACUCUAAACCCCAGAGGACAGGUUCCUGUCCUGGCUUCACCAGCAUUAUCUGAGCCUCUUACAGAUAGUUAUGAGAUAGCCAAGUGGCUGUCCCUGCAGCAAACAGACUUGAUCCCCGAGGAGCACAAUGUGAUCAUAACAAAGAUCAUGAACGACCUGCACGGGAUCCAUGCCCAAGCGCUGGCGCUAUCGUCAGAUAUCUGCAAGGAUGGUAUCCCUAACCAAGCAGCUGCGAUGCUGGAGAAAAACAAAUUAACGGCUUCACAUCGACGUCGCCUGGAAAUAAAGAGUAUCUUCCACGAUAAUUUGUAUAGUAACUUGUUGGAUCCAGACAGCAUCAUAUUGAUAGAAGAGAAGGUGCUCCGAUUUGUGGAUAAUGUCGGAGAUAUAAUAAAGAGCAGACCUCUAGCAGCAUUGUAUCUUUUUGGCGACAAACCAACACUGCUGGAUGCUCAUGCGGCGGCGUUCUUAGCCCACCUCAUCGACCUUCAGAGACUCGAUCUUCUGUCCAAUCCAAUCGUGAGAGACUAUGUCCUCGGGAUAACUAGUACAACCGAAUGGCAGCAUAUAACCCAGGGGUUGCGAACGGUUUCAGAUGAACCAGUCGAAACUGUUGAAGGACUGAACCUGGCCUAA
Molecule: messenger RNA, 807 nt
Organism: Clonostachys rhizophaga
Lineage: Eukaryota; Fungi; Ascomycota; Sordariomycetes; Hypocreales; Bionectriaceae
Source: the annotation of a GenBank genome assembly